AUGCCGCCUCAGCAAGGUUAUAUUUCCCGUCAGUUCGAGGCUCUUGAGGAUGGUGCCAAAACUCCCAUGGCCAUCUGCCGCCACUGCAACGACAAGAAGGUGGCAAGAAACAUAGUCGCUCGUAAAGUUGCUCAUCUCGCCGCCUGUGAAUCUUACUACACCUAUCUCCGAGCCCUGCUCGACGAUGACUCUUCUAAUGCUGGCGAAAAAGAGCUGAGGCAGAUUCCUGAAGAACUCAAGAUCAAGAUCGAGCAGCGUACCGAUCAGCCUUUGGUCACAAAGACGAGCCAUGCCGCUGCCGAGGUCGCCAAUCAAGAGGUCCUCAAGUCUGACCUUGAUAACACCCUUAUGCAGGCCAUUUUCCAUGGCAGCUUACCCUUCGACGCUUUUGAACCGAACAAGCAUCCUCACAUUGUCCGUCUCUGCCGUAUGAUCAUGCCGGACUUCGUUCCUCCUUCGCGUGCGCGUGUUGCCCAGACCAUGGCCGAUAUGUCUGUCCGGCCCGUCAUGCCUGUCAUGCCAAUUCAACCGACCCAGUCAUCUGAGCAGUUUUUCACGCCCCGUACAGACACUGUCGACAGAUCCUACGCUCAGGAAGAGUCUGCGCGCGCUGCACUCUCAUCUCGCAUUGUGAAUGACUUGCUCUCUCGCGCCACCCCACAGUCCACCCCUGGAUCUAAGCGUCCCUUCGAACUUGUCUGA
This is a messenger RNA of Aureobasidium vineae, 702 nucleotides long. The record is from the annotation of a GenBank genome assembly. Lineage: Eukaryota; Fungi; Ascomycota; Dothideomycetes; Dothideales; Saccotheciaceae.